This is a messenger RNA of Acanthamoeba castellanii str. Neff, 2736 nucleotides long. RefSeq names its product leucine rich repeat domain containing protein. Gene Ontology annotation, molecular function: protein kinase activity; protein binding; ATP binding. NCBI's taxonomy places the organism in Eukaryota, Discosea, Longamoebia, Acanthamoebidae. The record is from RefSeq and is a predicted model, not a curated record. The transcript has 17 exons. The coding region runs from base 1 to 2736 and encodes 911 amino acids. Gene Ontology annotation, biological process: protein phosphorylation.
AUGCCAAACAGGGAGAUCAUGUUCUUACAAGAGUUGGGCGGACACGAGAACAUCAUCAAGUUGCUCAAGGUGAUCAAAGCCGACAAUGACCGUGAUAUCUACCUGGUCUUCGAGUACAUGGAGACGGACUUGCAUGAGGUCAUUCGAGCAAAGAUACUGGAGGACGUCCACAAGCAGUACAUCAUCUACCAACUCCUCAAGGCCCUCAAGUACAUGCACUCUGGCGACGUCCUGCACAGAGAUAUGAAGCCGAGCAAUCUGCUGUUGAACUCGGAGUGUCUGAUGAAGGUGGCCGACUUUGGGCUGGCGCGCUCUAUCGCGGCACUGGAGAACGAAGAUGUGGAGAACCCCGUCCUGACCGACUACGUGGCGACCCGCUGGUACCGAGCGCCAGAGAUCCUCCUCGGCUCUCAGCGGUACACGAAGGGGGUGGACAUGUGGUCGAUCGGCUGUAUUCUAGGCGAGCUGCUGGGAGGCAAGCCCAUGUUCCCUGGCACGUCCACCAUGAACCAGCUCGACCGCAUCAUCGAGGUCACCGGCCGGCCCACCUCGGAGGACAUCGAGGCUAUCAAGUCCCCUUUCGCCGCCAACAUGCUGGAGAGCUUGCCCCCCUCCCAGCCCCGCUCGCUGUCGGACAUAUACCCGACGGCCCCUGAUGAGGCGCUGAGCCUCCUCAGGCGUCUGCUGCAGUUCAGCCCCGACAAGCGGAUCAGCGCCGAGGAGGCCCUGUUGCAUCCGUACGUGGCCCAGUUCCACGACCGCGAGGAGCCGACCGAUAAGGACGACUCCCGCAGCGACGUGGCCACGGACAGCGACAAGGACAGCACCGACAGCCACAAGGACUCCAAUAAGGACCAGGGCAAGCGCAAGCGCAAGGCGAAGAAGGGGAGCGGGGAUACCAAGGCGAAGGAUAAAGAAAGCAACACCACCACCAGCAGCGGCAGCAGCAGCAGCAGCAAGGCGCAGCAGGCGAUGAUGUCGCCCCGCUCGAGCGAGCCGGCCUUCUCGGUGGCCACGCUCUCCACAGAGCCGGCCGUGGUGGUGGACAAGGUGCUGCCGCUUCCGGCCUCGUCGCCGUUCGAGAGCCAGUUGCGCGCCGCGCCCACGAGCUCGCUGUUCAUGUCGGGUUCGUCGAUACCCAUCGCCAGCAGCGGCAAGAAGACAACGCCGUCCAGGCACAGGGACAUUGAAGCCCACCGAGGAGUCUCCUUCUACGGCGAGGAAUUUGUCGCGCAAGAGGAAAAGAACGAAUCGUCCAACGGCGAAGUCACGUCCUCCGAGGAGAAGAAGAAGGGGAGGAAGGCCAAAAAAGAGGCGGCGGCGAGUAUGGCGGAGGACUCGGGAAGCGGUAGUGCGGGUGGUCUACAGAGCUACGAUCUGAGGCGAAAGGAGCUGACGGCGGUGCCGUCCAACGUGUGGGAGAUGAAGAACCUCAGCGUGCUCAAUCUCUACAUGAACAAAAUCGAGAGCCUGCCGCCAGAUCUCGGUAAAUUGACCAAGUUGAAGGCCUUGGGGUUGAACGAAAACAGCCUGCGGACUCUGCCCAACGAGCUGGGACAGCUGACAUCGCUCACCAUGCUCGAUCUGAGGUACAACAAGCUCACCGAGCUGCCGGCGACGAUCAAGCACCUCGUGCACCUCAACAAGCUCUUCCUCCGGUACAACCGACUCGAGCAGCUGCCCGAGGAGAUCGGCUGUCUCGUGUCGCUCGAGAUGCUGAGCGUGCGCAACAACCAGCUGCACAAGCUGCCGCGCAAGCUCAGCAUGGCCACCAACCUCAAGAUCCUGGAUAUUUCCACCAACCACCUCACCAAGUUCAGGUCGGUCGAAAAGCUGUGCCAGCUGAAGGACCUCGAUCUCAAGCAGAACAAGCUGACUACGCUACAGGGCGGCUGGGGCGCGCUCACCGACCUCAUGCGGCUCGACGUCUCGCAGAACAAACUGGAGGAGUUCCCCGUGACCAUCACCGAGCUCCCGCGCCUUGAGACCCUCGACUUGGAAGUUCUUGCGCCUGAGAUCGGCAACAUGACCUCGCUCCGCAGUCUGUAUCUGGGUCGAAACAAACUCAUCGCGCUCCCUGCCGAGUUGGGCAUGCUUACAGGUCUUCGGGAACUGCACCUGAAGGGCAACCGGCUCAAGGCGAUACCGCCGGAGCUGAGCGCGCUCGUGAACCUGAAGCACCUCGACCUGUCCACCAACGAGUUCCAGACCUUCCCCGACGCGCGGUGCUUCCCUCCGGCGCUCAACUCCCUCAACAUGUCCGACAACCAGAUGAAGAGGCUGUCCAACCAAAUCGGCGCGCUCACGACGCUGAAGCAGCUCAACCUGGACGAAAACCAACUCGACCGGCUGCCCGGAGAGAUCUCGCUGCUGACCGGACUCACCGAGCUGCGUGUGGGCUACAACGAGCUGCUCACAUUGCCUCACGAGAUUGGAGACAUCUCCCUGAUCAAACAGCUGCACCUGGAGCACAACAAAAUGGUGGAGCUGCCCAAGUCGAUCGGCAACCUCUCUGCGCUCGAACUGUUCGUCGUGACGGACAACCUGCUCAACGAUCUGCCCAACGAGAUGGUCAACAUGACCUCCCUCUCCGAGCUCAAAGUCGACGGCAAUCCCUUCGACAACCUCCCGGCUGCCGUGCGAGGGGCCGGCGGACGCGACACCUACAACUUUGUCCUCAAACGAGCUGCCAAGAGCGCCCACAAGAAGCAAGAGAAGAAGACGCGAAAGAAGUGA